Molecule: messenger RNA, 832 nt
Organism: Alexandromys fortis (reed vole)
Lineage: Eukaryota; Metazoa; Chordata; Mammalia; Rodentia; Cricetidae
Product: histone H2A type 1-E
Exons: 1
Coding region: 126-518 (130 amino acids)
Biological process (GO): heterochromatin formation
Cellular component (GO): chromatin; nucleosome
Molecular function (GO): protein heterodimerization activity; DNA binding; structural constituent of chromatin
Source: RefSeq, a predicted model, not a curated record
CGCUGAGUUCUCUUGUAACCAAUCAAAUGAGUACUUUUACUACCCAGGAACAAAAUAUAAAAGCAGCCGUGUUUUACAGAGCUUAGUAGUUUGUGUUGUGUCGCUGACUUCCUUAUAGCUUUAUCAUGUCUGGACGUGGCAAGCAGGGUGGCAAGGCUCGCGCCAAGGCCAAGACCCGCUCCUCCCGGGCCGGCCUGCAGUUCCCCGUGGGCCGCGUGCACCGCCUCCUCCGCAAGGGCAACUACGCCGAGCGGGUGGGCGCCGGCGCCCCGGUGUACCUGGCGGCCGUGCUGGAGUACCUGACGGCCGAGAUCCUGGAGCUGGCUGGCAACGCGGCCCGCGACAACAAGAAGACGCGCAUCAUCCCGCGCCACCUGCAGCUGGCCAUCCGCAACGACGAGGAGCUCAACAAGCUGCUGGGCCGCGUGACGAUCGCGCAGGGCGGCGUCCUGCCCAACAUCCAAGCGGUGCUGCUGCCCAAGAAGACCGAGAGCCACCACAAGGCCAAGGGGAAGUAACUUGACAACCAUCAGAACUUUCAGAAACUUCAGACCCAAAGGCUCUUUUCAGAGCCCCCACAGUUUCAAAGAAAGAGUUGAACAAACUGCAAUAAUGACCUCGGUCUUUUGGCGAGCUCCAGUUACUAACAGUUUGAGACUAUUGGCCAAAUCAGUAGAGCCUCCUGGAAUGUUAACUAGGUAAAUAACGAAACCUAGAAAGCCAAACGUAACUUCCCAGAACUAGUAGUUCUGAACAGGUUAUGGAGAAUGGUAUCCAGUCAGUGGAAACUGUCUGAAGGUUGUCCAUUUUAACUUAACUAUUAGCCUACAGC